AUGUCUACAUGCACAUUCCACCUAGUUUCGGACGAAAGGGGGAGUCUCGUGUCUGUAAACGGCCUGAAGCAAGCCUCAAGACAAUGGUUUUUGAAGCUCUCUACAGCUCUCAAGUCUGCCGGUUUUCAACAGUCUUGGUCAGAUUAUUCUCUCUUCGUCCGAAACACACCAGGUCACUUCACAGCCUUGUUAGUUUAUGUGGAUGAUGUUAUUUUGGCCGGAAGCAGCUUGAAAGCCAUCAUAGAGACAAAAGAGUUUCUUUCGAAGCAAUUUAAACUCAAGGACCUGGGGCAGCUUCGGUACUUUCUUGGAAUAAAGGUAGCAAGAUCUAAACAAGGGAUUGCCUUGUGUCAAAGAAAAUAUGCUCUGGAAAUUCUUGAAGAUACUGGAUUCUUGGGGGCUAAGCCUUCCCGAUUCCCACUUGAACAAAACCUAGUUCUUACACAAGGAGACGGAAGCUUAUUGAAGGAUCCAGCGCAGUACCGAAGGCUAGUAGGGAGGCUCAUCUAUCUCACCAUUACAAGGCCUGAUCUUGUGUAUCCUGUUCAUAUCUUGAGUCAAUACAUGGGCACACCGAGGCAGCCCCAUCUUGAGGCAGCGCAUAGGGUGCUGAGAUAUAUUAAACACACACCAGGACAAGGCAUACUCCUGCCUUCGACGGGAACAUUAGAGCUUAAGGCAUAUUGUGAUGCGGAUUGGGCUCGAUGUAAAGAUACAAGGAGGUCCACAACCGGUUACUGUAUUUUUCUUGGACAAGCACCCAUUUCAUGGAAAACCAAGAAGCAAAGCACCGUGUCAAGAUCAAGUGCAGAAGCAGAAUAUCGAUCCAUGGCCACCACUUGCUGUGAAGUAACGUGGCUGAGAAACAUACUCAAGGAUCUGAAUGUUGGACAUACACAACCGGUCAAGCUAUUCUGUGAUAACCAAGCUGCCAUCCACAUCGCUUCCAAUCCAGUGUUCCACGAGCGUACAAAACACAUUGAAAUAGAUUGUCAUGUUGUGCGUGAGAAGGUGCAAAGAGGACUAAUCAAAACAAUGCACAUCCGAACCAAGGAGCAACCAGCUGACUUGUUUACCAAACUGUUGAGCUCAAACCAGUUUACUAUGCUGCUGAGCAAGUUGAGAGUGAUCAACAUACACUCCAACUUGAGGGAGAGUAUUGAGGGAAAGAAUCCCGUGUAA
Molecule: messenger RNA, 1182 nt
Organism: Rosa rugosa (rugosa rose)
Lineage: Eukaryota; Viridiplantae; Streptophyta; Magnoliopsida; Rosales; Rosaceae
Exons: 1
Coding region: 1-1182 (393 amino acids)
Source: RefSeq, a predicted model, not a curated record